GCCGUUCUGCCCUAAUAUAGACUAUUUAAAUCCCCCUUUAUUUGUACAUUUCAUUAUUUGGUUGUUUUUGCAGCACAGCACUCGGAUUUGCGUUGCAGGGUUUAGGGUUUUAGCCGGGGUAUGUACAGGGUUCGAUCCUACGAACUCGCAUAUUCAAGCUAGGGAGAGGUCAAAGCUUCCUAUUCAUUGGGCAGGGGAAAAUGGCUUUCGCCAAUAAAUUGGGAAGCCUUCUAAGGCAAUCUGUACUAAAGCACACUGGUUCAAGUGCUUCAGCAUCCAUGCCUUCCAUAUUUAAUGCUGUGCGUUACAUGUCAUCUUCAAAGCUCUUCAUAGGAGGGCUAUCUUGGGGUGUGGAUGAUUCGUCCCUGAGAGAAGCAUUCAGUGAUUUUGGUGAGGUGAUUGAAGCAAGAGUUAUCUUGGAUAGAGACAGUGGUAGAUCAAGAGGCUUUGGUUUUGUCAGCUUUACUAACACUGAGGAAGCUUCAGCUGCAAUGUCGGCAAUGGAUGGCAAGGAAAUUCAAGGUCGUAGUGUUCGUGUUAACUAUGCAACAGAGAGAACUGGAGGCUUUGGUGGAGGUGGUGGUGGCUAUGGUGGGGGUGGCGGCUAUGGUGGUGGCGGAGGCGGUGGUGGUUAUGGCGGAGGUGGUGGUAGUUAUGGUGGAUCUGAUGAUUUUGGUGGUGGUGGCAGGUCCCGUGAUGGAUUUGACGAGGACAAGAGUUACUGAUCCUGUGGGGAGAAGGAUGAAUCCCGGGUUAAUUAAAGUUUUGCUGAUUGAGCAUUUUGAUCAAUUGUUGCACAUCUAUUGUUGGAUUCAUGUUUGCCAUUUGUUCCUGGUUAGCACUUGGUUACUGUUAGCCUAUUUUUUUACUGUGGAUAUAUGUGGGGACUAUAUAUUGAUGGUACAAGUAAACAGUUUAGGCACUGUGUCUGAAGCUUACUGGCCAAAGUGUAACUAUGGUGCAAACUAGUUUAUUGCCAAGUGUUCUUUUCUGAAGUUUGAAAUGAAAGAUUUUGAAUAUUGAAAGCUUAUUA
This is a messenger RNA of Cryptomeria japonica (Japanese cedar), 1033 nucleotides long. RefSeq names its product glycine-rich RNA-binding protein 3, mitochondrial. The record is from RefSeq and is a predicted model, not a curated record. Bases 201 to 725 code for a protein of 174 amino acids. Gene Ontology annotation, molecular function: RNA binding. NCBI's taxonomy places the organism in Eukaryota, Viridiplantae, Streptophyta, Pinopsida, Cupressales, Cupressaceae. The transcript has 5 exons.